This is a messenger RNA of Dendronephthya gigantea, 3429 nucleotides long. RefSeq lists its product as uncharacterized. The coding region runs from base 1 to 3429 and encodes 1142 amino acids. The record is from RefSeq and is a predicted model, not a curated record. The transcript has 2 exons. Gene Ontology annotation, molecular function: nucleic acid binding. NCBI's taxonomy places the organism in Eukaryota, Metazoa, Cnidaria, Anthozoa, Malacalcyonacea, Nephtheidae. Gene Ontology annotation, biological process: DNA integration.
AUGGCUACUACAUUACCAGAAUUUCCACCCUUUGAUGUAGGUUUGGAACCUUCGUCACUGGGAUUACAAUGGAAAAAGUGGACAGCUCGGUUGGAAAAUUUGUUUAUAGCUCUGGCUAUCGAAGAUAAGAAGCGACAGAAAGCGCUUCUAUUACAUUAUGGUGGGUCACAAUUGUGCGAUAUUUACUAUACACUUGAGAGUGAAGAAGAUGAAGAGUAUCAACAUUUAAAAGCUAAGUUAAAUUCAUACUUUGAGCCAAAGAUCAACAUUACUUUUGAGACAUAUAACCUUAGACAACUAGCCCAGGCAGAAGACGAGUCUAUCGAUAAAUUUGUUACUAGACUUCGUGAGGCUGCUAGUCGAAGCCAGUUUAACGAUACUGCACGGGAGAUUAAAGAUCAGAUUGCAACAGCUAUGGAAGGUGAACCAGGAGUUCUAAAGGUGGGUCGAAAAGAUGCUGUUGUUAAAUCUGAUAACAAGGAUCAGUUGAAGCCAAAGGAUAAUGACAAGGUAUGUUUCAGCUGUGGUGGAUCAUGGCCACACCCAAAAGGAAGGCGUUCCUGCCCAUCUUACGGGUUAGAUUGUAGACGGUGUGGUACAAAGAAGCAUUUUGCACGCAUGUGCAAAAACAAGAAGAAUGUAAGAAUCAUUGCUGGGUCGGACGACAGUGAGACUGAUGAUGACAGUUAUCGGGUUUCAUCAGUGAAAAGUGGCAAGAAAUGUCGCAGACAUGUGACAGUGAAAGUUGACAGUCAUCCGGUGCGCUUUCAAGUUGACUCGGGUGCUGAUGUCAACAUUAUGGAUGAAAAAACAUUUUCACAUAUUAAAGAGAGAGUAAAAUUGUCAAGGUGUACCACUCGACUUUAUGCAUAUGGCUCCAGAAACCCUUUGCCACUGUUGGGCAAAUUUACGGCAACGUUAUCUAACAGUGAGAGGUAUGACGUUGCCGACAUUUAUGUUGUACAUGGCACCCAAAAUGCGGGGUCACUUCUGGGGUCAGGAUCAGCAACAGCAUUGGGAAUUCUGAAAAUUGUUAAUCAGGUAAAUGUCAAUGGUAAUCAGAAUGGGGGCAGAGCUUCAGCAACUGAAAAGGGUGCUCGAGUAUCCACACCACAAGGGCAAACUGGCUCGGUUAACUCUGUCGAUCAAUUGGUGGCAGAAUAUGAUGAUUUGUUUCAAGGAAUAGGCAAAUUGAAGGGGGUACAAGUUAAGCUGCAUAUUGAUGAACAAGUCCAACUGGUCGCACAGAAGCACCGUAGAGUUCCUUUUCACCUGCGAGAAAAAUUAGAUGCUGAACUAGAGCGUUUGGAGAAAGCUGAAAUUAUCGAGAAAGUCGAGACAGCCACAAAUUGGGUCUCGCCAAUUGUCAUUACGCCGAAAAAUGGCACUGAUGAAAUACGCAUGUGUGUUGAUAAGGGAGCGCCCAAUCGAGCAAUUAAACGGGUAAGGCACGUAAUUCCGACAAUUGAAGAUCUACGGCAUGAUGUCAAUGGUGCGAAGGUCUUUUCGAAACUGGACUUGGCAAAUGGUUUUCAUCAGCUGGAGCUCCACGAGGACAGCCGAGGGGUUACCACGUUCUCAACACAUGUAGGCCUCCGUAGGUUUCGCCGUCUCAACUUCGGUACCAACUCUGCGCCAGAGAUUUUUCACGAAGAGCUUCGUAAAUUGCUCACGGGAAUUAAAGGUGUUCGUAAUAUUCACGACGACAUCCUGGUAACAGGGGUUGAUAUUCAAGACCACUACAGAGCGUUGUCAGAGACAUUCCAGCGACUUCGAGAGGCAGGCCUAACACUUAAGCGAUCUAAGUGUGAGUUCGAGAGGUCCGAGUUGACAUUUUUUGGACUGGUUUUCACCAAGGAUGGAAUUCGCCCAGAUCCAGAAAAAGUGAAAGCCAUACAACAUCUCAGCCCCCCGAAGAAUGUAGCUCAACUUCGGUCAUUCUUGGGAAUGACAAACUAUUCCGCACAGUUUAUUCCGGACUAUGCGACUCUCGUUGACCCUCUUCGUUCUUUGACAAAGAAAGAUGUUCAUUGGGUGUGGACAGAAGGAGACCAAGAGUGUUUCGACAAGCUCAAAGAAAGCUUAAAAGAAAAUGCUUUGCUGAAUUACUACGAUCCUAGCCUCCCUACGGAAGUAGUGUGUGACGCAUCUCCAGUUGGCGUGAGUGCUAUAUUAGCUCAGUAUAAGUCGGGGGAGACAGUGCCGAGGGUAAUUGCAUAUAACAGUAGAACGCUUACACCCGUGGAAAGAAUGUAUGGCCAGAUAGAGAGAGAAUCUCUAUCAAUCCAGUUUGGGUGUCUAAAAAACCAGCUGUACUUGUUGGGUCACGAGUUUACGGUCGUAACAGACCACCAGCCAUUGGUCUGUCUGUAUAAUAAUCCCCGACGCCCAGGACCAUUCCGUGUGGAGAGAAUGAGGUUAAAGCUGCAAGGUUUUAGCUUCAAAGUUGUAUAUCGCCCGGGCAAGUUUAAUCCAUCUGAUUAUACUUCGCGACAGCCUCUGUCUAUGGUACAUUCCACCAAGGCAGAUCUGGCUGCGUCAAAAGAGUUGGAAUCUCACGUACACUGGGUGGUUGAAGGAGAUGUGCCAUUGCCUUUAAGCCUUAACGAUAUACAGAGAGAGACGAUGAAAGAUCGGGCCCUAAGCAAAGUCUAUGAACAUUUACAACAGGGAACUGUUUUUAGAAAAGAAGAUAAAGAUCUACAACCUUAUCAGAGCGUAGCUGGCGAGCUAUCUAUCGCGCAUGGGGUUAUUAUUCGAGGCCGGAGAAUAGUCCUGCCCACGUCGUUGCACAAGAAAGUAAUUAAUACCGCACAUGAAGGACACCAAGGUCUAAUUAAGACCAAACAGCUCUUACGAUCCCGAGUGUGGUUUCCAAGGUUGGAAAAGAAGGUGGAAUCCUGCAUAAAUACUUGUAUUCGGUGUCAAGCAACCGUACAUACGGCAUCGCAAGAACCGGUUAAAUCCACAACACUACCAAACGGUCCAUGGGAGUGUUUGUCUAUGGAUUUCUAUGGCCCGAUGCCAUCGGGAGAAUACGUGUUAGUGGUUAUUGAUGAGUAUUCUCGUUUUCCUGAAAUCGAUAUUACUACGUCCACGUCUGCCAAAGCCACGUUGCCGAAGCUCGAUCGCAUCUUAUCCUCAUUUGGAAUUCCCAUCAGUAUUAAAACAAAUAACGGGCCACCUUUCACGUCUAAGGCGUUUAACGACUAUUGUCGUCUUAUGGGAAUUAAGCACCAGUCCAUUACUCCCAGACAUCCACGGGCCAAUGGUUUAGUGGAAAAUUUUAAUCGUAUGGUCAAAAAAGUUACACGUACGGCAGUCAUCGAACGUAAGUCGUGGAAACAGGAACUAUACACAUUUCUAAGGAGUUAUCGAGCGACUCCACACUCCACAACGGGCGAAAGUCCAGCUAAUCUUCUGUUUUAG